UUUAAAAUGACAUCCCUUAAAAUGAACACAACCGGAACAUGUGCUCCCGACUGCCGAAGCGUCACAACGUAGAACCCGUUUUCCGUAUAGUCUCACAACUGUUCGCUGGCCAAACCGACCUAUCAUCGUCUUCCGGUGCAACUGAUCUGAUGGGUGACUUUUACCACACGCCAGCCGACACCAUCGACAGUCGGGAUGAUGCAUUUGUCCCUGCCAAAAAGUUUCACAAGCGUCGUGCUCAACGGAAAGCUCGAGCAUAUGGUGCUGUAACGCACUCCGGAACGAUCGUGAACCGUAGUAAAAGCGUGGACGAUCUAACGGCUGCCGAUAUAGCUAUCGAAUCCGAUUCCGACGAGGAUCCCAUUUCAAAAUCACACACUGCAAUCAUUUCGCAGGAAGGAAAAAGUACAGAAAAGAUCAUUCACUCAAAGGAUCAACAGAUUGCGAAAUUGAUCAAGAAACUUACCGCGGUAUUCGAAUGCAACAAUCAGUUUGCGGUGGAACAUGAAAAACUGCAAAAGGAAUAUCAGCAAGCAGUACAAAACCUUCGCACGCUCGAAACGAUUCAAGCAAAGAGUUGCGAUCGUUGUGCUUCGUCCGACGCUGAGCGAUGUCAGCUGGUAAAGGAGAAUUCCGACUUACGAAAUGAUAUAAAAAUGAUGAAGAUUCUGGUGUACCGGCUCAAUGUACAGAUUGAACGUUAUCAGGACACGAUACGGGACGGUAAGACCAGCAUUCCGAAGCUUGAUUUCGUCGACAGCACGUACGGUGGAGCGAAGGACAAUCUUAACUGGGGACCGGUCAAUUCACACACGCUUGGUCCGCUGCUGAACGCGUACGAGGAAGCUAUCGCCGAAAAGACGGAUCUUGUGCAGCAGUACGAAUCGGAGCUGGCCAGUUUUACGGGCAAAUUGAAAAAAGUGCUGGAAGAGAAUGAAGCCUUGCAAAAGAUGACGGAAGAAGUGCGUGCGGGACAGACCGGAUGGGCAACGGAAAAGGCACGCCUGCAGGCACAGGUGGACGUGUUGCGAAGUAAGGCAGAGGUGCAGGGAAAGCGUGCCGAUCUGGCCAAAGAAAAGUUGGUGGAGGUGUUGAAAUGUUACGAGCAGAAAGUACAAGCACAGAAUCUGGACAUUGAGCGACUUCAGGAGGCAUAUUCACGCUCCAAGGGCGAGCUUACCUCGCUAAGAAAUCUAAACCAGAAUCCAGAAGUGGUGGCAGAUAGCUUAAAGGAAUGUCAGAAACUCCUGGAAGAGCUACGAUUACAGCAUCACAACGAGCGCUCGCGAUCAGCAAAAGAAACGGAAACAAUCAAAGCUGACUUCCAGCAAAAGACAGCAGAACUCGAACAACUGCGACAAGAUUAUCAGCAACAGCAACAUAUCUACGAACGACAAAAGGAAAUCAAUGAAAUUCUCAUGGGUAAAAAUACCACACUAAAGCAAACACUCGAGCGCACGAGACAAUCGAAGGAAAUUCUGAAGCAACGCCUCAAAACCAUGAUCAGCUGGGGUAAAGGAUCAGAACAGCGCAAAGAUCAACUGCAGGACGCCUGGCAAAACAUACGCACACUGCAGGAACAACUCCAGCAGCGCGAUCUUCAGCUCCAAACACUGCACCAACGGUUUCAACAGGAACAGGAACAGCUCCAACGUCGACUUCGUCAGCGGGAAGACACACUGCGUAAGAUAUUGGCCGACAAGGCACAAUUUACUCACCGCCAUAGUUGA
Molecule: messenger RNA, 1730 nt
Organism: Anopheles maculipalpis
Lineage: Eukaryota; Metazoa; Arthropoda; Insecta; Diptera; Culicidae
Gene: Cep89
Product: protein Cep89 homolog
Exons: 4
Coding region: 39-1730 (563 amino acids)
Biological process (GO): mitochondrion organization; chemical synaptic transmission; cilium assembly
Cellular component (GO): centriole; ciliary transition fiber
Source: RefSeq, a predicted model, not a curated record